ACGAUCUUUGGGUGUUGUGAGAGAAUGCUUGUUUUGCAAUAGAAUAUACAUAAAUGCGUAUUGAAAAAUCGAAAUGUUACGAACGUCACUUCGUCUGCAACUGUCGAAGUGGAAACUCUUCCAUCGGUUGGUCCAUUCCGAAGCUGUGACUUACGCUGAACACGGUGAACCCGACCGAGUUCUGCGUUUCUCAUCAACUGCACUAAAACCUUUUGCAAAUGACGAAAUUUUGGUGAAAGUAUGUGCAGCUCCAAUUAAUCCUGCGGACAUAAAUACCAUACAAGGUACUUAUCCAAUAAAACCAAAACUGCCCGCUGUUGCUGGAGGUGAGGGGGUGGGCAAAAUUGUUGCAUGUGGGAAGAAUGUGGACAGUUUUUCUGUGGGUGAUUCAGUUAUUCCUUUGGAAGUCGCAUCAGGCACUUGGCAAACAUAUUGGUGUGGUAAAGCUGAUCGAUUUCUUAAAAUAAAACAUCCUAUCCCUUCGUCGCAUGCUGCUGUGAUGGCAGUGAACCCAAGCACUGCUUUACACUUGCUCAAAAGUUUUGCGGAACUCCAAAAGGGAGAUACUAUAAUCCAAAAUGGUGCAACAAGUGCAGUUGGAGUAUACGUUAUUCAAAUAGCAAAAAUACUGGGAAUUAAUACAGUGAACUUGUUUCGCGAAAGAGAAACAACUAAAGCCACUGAAGAAACCCGUGAUCUUCUCAAAUCUUAUGGAGGUACAUUGUGUCUCACAGAAGCUGAAUAUAUAGAAAAAGCAAAAGAAAUGGGUCCUUUUAAACUUGCUUUAAACUGUUUAGGAGGAAAGCCUGCAACCCUUUUAGUAAAAAGUCUAGAUCAUUGUGGAACAAUGGUUACAUACGGUGGGAUGACACGUAACCCAAUGCCAUUACCUGUUGGUCCUUUUAUUUUCAAAGACAUUCAUUUACGCGGUUUUUGGCUGACAAAUUUUAACCGACGUCAAUCUGCGGCACAACGACAACUUACUAUUGAUCAACUAUCGAAAUGGUUCUCAGAGAAACUUAUCAUACCUUCACCAUUCGAAGAAAUCCCUUUCAAAGAUUGGCGUAAAGCAUUGGAUAUGUCACUUUUUAGUGAUUCAAUGCCUGCAAGUAUCAGGAGAAAAGCUAUUCUAAUUAUGGAAUGACACUGAUUUGUUGUAUAGAUUUUCCUAGUCAUAGUAAUAAUUAUCUGUAAACUUGCAAUCACCUGUGUGUAGAUUUUAUUCACACUGAUAGGUAAAUUUUACUCUGGGAAUUUAAUUUAUUUUAUUUUUUAUUUGGCAUUGAUUUCAGUGUGACUUAUCACGGUGUUUCUUUUUCAUUUCAACCUUUGUACAAUUUCCAGUAUAAUGUAUGAAAUACAAACGAUGAGUACAUUUAUUUCGUCAUAGUGGCAACUUGUUAAAAAAAGAAGCAUUUCUAAUAUUUAAAAAGAAAUACUAUAGGUGUUAAUAUCAAUUAAUAUUGUAAAUAAAAUCACAGUAUUUCUAGCGCUCAACUUAUGGCGAUGAGAAUUAUGCAGUGUUAGUGACUGGCGUUCACUCUUCAGGUUAGCUUACAUAACACAGGGAUAUAUUGUAGUUUCUAAAUAAUAAAGAUUCCCAAAGUAACAUUUAAAUCAAUACAUGUAAGCGAACAAAAUUUGUUUGCAAUUAGAUCUCAUCACGCGCCACUCUAAUACGCAUAACUACUGAAUAUUCUUUAAAACACUUAGUCCCUUUGAUAAAUUUGAAUAAGGCAUUUAGAAGACAAAUUUCUCCAGACCAAGACCAUUUCGUAGUGUUUUUUGCAACACCUUUACAACUAGCAUGCUUCACAAUAAUGGAUGAUGAUGGAUUUCUAUUCAGAUUAAUUGCACUGGGAUUCUCUAUGUAUUCUACACUGCAUCUCUUUCCCUCACAUCUUGAACAUUUUCGAUCCCUAUACCUACGGUUAAAGGAUAAAAUUCUGUGGACUCUACUUCAAACUGUAUCUUCAAGUUCACCUGCAGCUGCGGUGA
Messenger RNA from Trichobilharzia regenti, 1998 nucleotides. NCBI's taxonomy places the organism in Eukaryota, Metazoa, Platyhelminthes, Trematoda, Strigeidida, Schistosomatidae. The record is from the annotation of a GenBank genome assembly.